AUGUUGAUCGAUCUCUACCGGGUGCACUUCUGGAAAGAAGGAGGGUUCCAGCGCAAAGUCAGCGACGAGAAGCCUAUCGUGAUGGGUCAUGAAGCCUCCGGUACCAUCGAAGCAGUCGGUUCCGCCGUCACCAACGUCAAAGUAGGCGAUAACGUAGCGAUCGAGCCAGGGGUUCCCUGCCGAUGCUGCUCAGCCUGCAAAAGAGGCGAGUAUAAUUUAUGCGUCGCGAUGAGGUUCUUCGCUGACCCUCCGGACUCCCAUGGGGCCUUGACAAAGUAUCUCGUCAUGCCGGAGGACUUUGUCUACAAGGUCCCUGACGAGGUGAGCCUCCAGGAGGCGGUCCUCGUGGAACCCACCGCCGUCGCCGUCCACGCGGCACGUCUGGCUGAGAUCAAGUACGGGCAAGAUGUCGUCGUGACUGGGUGUGGGACGAUCGGAUUGCUCUGCGCGGCUGUAGCCAAGGCCUUUGGCGCCCGACGCGUCAUCUUGGCUGAUAUCAUCCAGGCGAAGCUAGACUUCCUGAAGUUCCCAUGCUGGUUCUGUCCGAAAAGGAACUCAGAGUCCGAGGAUGUUUUCGAUACGACUCUGGCGAUUAUGAGUUGGCUUUGUCGCUUAUUGUGGAGGGCAAGGUGA
Molecule: messenger RNA, 633 nt
Organism: Colletotrichum lupini
Lineage: Eukaryota; Fungi; Ascomycota; Sordariomycetes; Glomerellales; Glomerellaceae
Exons: 1
Coding region: 1-633 (210 amino acids)
Biological process (GO): D-sorbitol catabolic process
Molecular function (GO): L-iditol 2-dehydrogenase (NAD+) activity; zinc ion binding
Source: RefSeq, a predicted model, not a curated record